AUGACAGUGCAUCGGCAGCCAGCAGUAUGGAGGUGACUGACCGCAUCGCCUCCCUGGAGCAGCGGGUCCAGAUGCAGGAGGACGAGAUUCAGCUGCUAAAGUCUGCUCUGGCCGAUGUGGUGCGCCGGCUCAAUGUGUCCGAGGAGCAGCAGGCCAUGGGGUCACGCAGAGGACCCACCAAAGACCCUGCUUUGAUGAGAAAGUCUCCCUCAGCAGACAGCAAUGUUGCGAAGCCAGCUAGGCCAAUGAUUGCCACCCUGCCAUUACGGCCCACGGUAAACAACGGGACCAUCCUACCAAAGAAAGGCAGCGGGACUCUGCCCUCCCCAUCCGGAUCAGGAUCCAGGAAGGACACCAGCACAACAGCCAACAAGAGCACUGUGAGGAGAGCCAACUCAAACGAACAUGUGGGAACCCUUACACGGAAAGAUUCGGGCGACUCCAAGGGCAACCGAACUCGCGCCGGAUCCACUGGCAGCAAUUCCAGCGGAAAAAGAAGUGACAGCAAACAGAGGGACCCAGUGUUCAAUGCAGGGAUGCGACGUGUGACCCACUGCAAAGAGGAAGGAUAUGUGAAAAUGUACUUGAAGGGUCGUCCCAUCACCAUGUUCAUGCCCAAAGAGCAGGUGGACAGCUACUGCCUGGAGGCCAGAGCCGACCUGCCUAACAACAAACUCAAACUGGACUGGGUUUAUGGUUACCGCGGUCGAGACUGUCGCUCCAACCUUUACUUAUUGCCCACUGGAGAAACUGUGUAUUUCAUUGCCUCUGUGGUCGUCCUGUUCAACGUGGACGAGCAGCUGCAGAGACACUACACUGGACACACAGAUGACAUCAAAUGCCUGGCCGUCCACCCCGACAAAAUCACCAUAGCAACUGGGCAGGUGGCGGGCACCUCUUCAGAUGGGAAACAGCUGGCUCCUCAUGUCCGUGUGUGGGACUCGGUCAGCCUAAACACACUUCAUGUUCUGGGCACAGGCUUCUUUGACCGAGCCUUGGUCUGCCUGGCUUUCUCCAAGCCGAAUGGAGGAAACACAUUAUGUGUCGUAGACGACUCCAAUGACCAUGUCCUGUCCGUGUGGGACUGGCAGAGAGAGGACAGGCUGGCUGAGGUCAAGUGCUCCAAUGAGUCGGUGUUUGCUGCAGACUUUCACCCGACAGACUGCAACAUUAUAGUGACCUGUGGCAAGUCCCACCUCUAUUUCUGGAACCUGGAGAAAGGCGUUCUGGUCAAGAAGCAAGGCCUGUUUGAGAAACAGGAGAAGCCCAAGUUUGUGCUGUGUGUGACCUUUGCAGAAAACGGAGAUGCCAUCACAGGAGACUCAAGUGGAAACAUUCUGGUGUGGGGAAAAGGCACUAAUCGUAUCAGCCACGUCAUCCAAGGAGCACACGAGGGCAGCAUCUUUGCUCUGUCCAUGCUUAGGAACGGCACGCUGGUGUCUGGAGGCAAAGACCGCAGGCUCGUCUCCUGGGACAGCAGCUACCAGCAGAUACAAACAGUGGAGGUGCCUGAGUUGUUUGGUCCAAUCCGGACCAUAGCAGAGGGCAGAGGGGAGACUGUGCUCAUCGGGACCACAAAGCACUUUGUUCUGCAAGGCAGUUUGGAUGGAGAAUUCAUACCUAUUACACAGGGUCACACUGAUGAGUUGUGGGGUCUGGCUGUCCACCCCUGGAAGCCUCAGUUCCUUACCUGUGGCUAUGACAGACAGGUCUGCCUGUGGGACUCCAGUUCCCAUCAGAUCAUCUGGACCAAGAGUAUGGAGGAUGCGGCCCAAUCAGCAGGCUUUCAUCCGUCUGGAGCUGUGGUUGCCAUAGGAACCCAGGCUGGCAGGUGGCUGGUGCUGGACACUGACUCUAAGGAUCUUGUCACAGUGCACACAGAUGGGAAUGAACAGCUGUCUGUUAUGAGCUACGGGCCAGAUGGUAACUUCCUGGCCAUCGGUUCCCACGACAACUACAUCUAUAUCUACGCAGUGGCAGAAAAUGGGAGGAAGUACAGCAGAGUGGGGAAGUGCUCGGGUCACUCUAGUUUUAUCACCCAUCUGGACUGGUCAGUGGACUCCCAGUACCUGGUAUCAAAUUCAGGGGACUAUGAGAUACUGUAUUGGAUCCCAUCAGUGUGUAAACAGGUGGUCAGUGUGGAGACCACCAGAGAUAUCGAGUGGGCCACUAAUACUUGCACUCUGGGCUUCCACGUCUUUGGCUUGUGGCCCGACGGCUCAGACGGCACUGACAUCAACGCUGUCUGCAGGAGCAAUGAUAAAAGCCUUCUGGUUACCGGAGACGACUUUGGGAAGGUCCAUCUAUUCUCAUACCCCUGUUCACAAUUCAGGGCUCCCAGCCAUAUUUAUGGCGGCCACAGCAGCCACGUGACCAACGUGAGUUUCCUGCACGAGGACAGCUACCUGGUGUCAACCGGAGGGAAGGACAUGAGCGUGAUGCAGUGGAGGAUAGUCUGAGGGGAGCAAGACAGAAACAGAUACUGUCGGUUUAUUACUGCUGCUGGGGGCCUGAACCCUAGCUGAAGCAAACUGAACUGAACUGCACUAAACUGAACUGAACCAAACUUAAAUUAACUCAGACGCUAAAAACAAAGUGGAUCUGCCUGAACUGAAGUGAAUUGACAGAAGAGGAACCUGAGGUUUUUAUUCCUGAUCUGCUCUCAGAUCCCAAAUGAGAUGAACUGUUGGAGGUGUAAUGUGCGGUUGCUUGAAAUACAAACAUUUUGAAUAUUUCUCCCUUUUCUUUAUUCACACUACAUGUAGAAAAAAAAUCUCUCUCUCUCAUGUACUGUAGCCUACUCACCAAUGACAUAAGACAAAACAAAUCAAAUGGAUCAAAUCCAACUAGACAGAACCAAAGGCUCUGACUUUCUGACUGCAUUCGUACAGUUUGACUUUCUCUGUUCUUGCACUGUUCCUGCCACAGAUGAUGGACUGAAGAGGUUCACGGCUGAUUAUCAUCGCGCUGGAGAUCCAAGAGCAUGGGAACAAAAAACUGUGUAUGGAAAGAAAGAACAUAGUGAUUUUCUAAUUGUUAAACUUUCUUUUAUUUUGUAUUUAACAACUCAGGAAAGCCCUAGAGAAGCAGGACUCUUCCCUGUUAUUAACACUGACAUAUCAGAACCAGACCUAAACAUACAGAGCAUUAUGAACCACGGUUAAUAUGAGCGGUUGUCCAACCAUUAUUGAUUUAUUUGCAUUGACUAAUUGUGUAUGAAAACUACCUAUAUAGUCUAGGCAAAUGCUGAAAUUGGUGGGCAUGAUAAUUAAAUACAGCAAGGAGAAUACAGGAGUCCAGUUAGAUGUGAUGAUACUCACUGUCUGAAACUAUGAUCAUCUGGGUAAAUUAUUUAAAGGCAAUGAAAAAUGUCAUUAUCUGGAUUCAGAGUUAGGAUUUUUAACCAUUUCCCACAACAUUAUCUGAACAAUUUCUGUUUUUGUGCUUCCAGGUCUUAAAAAAUGCACCUUUUCUAUUAUUUAUUGAUCAAAUUCUCCACUGCCAAUUUCAGUUCCUUUUAGUUAUUUUCUUACAAUAAAUCCCUGCCUAGUCCCAGAUAUGUAAAUAUACUGAGAGGCUUGAAACAGAUAUGAACAAAAAUGUGGGUGAAUAUACAGUAUUUGAAACAGUUUCAGAGUGCUGUAUUUUUCCUCCAUCUUGAUGUGCAAGGAAAAUGAAAAUCAAGCAUGUAUUGGGGUUUUUCAAUGACGUGAAGCCUUUUCAAAUGUGUAUAUAUCUGCAUUUUAUUGCACCCAGAUCAGUUUAGGAAGGGAAGGGAGAGACCAUUACACUGUAACUGUUUACGUCUGAUGUGCACCAUCAGUCACUGGCAAGAUAUUUAAUUGAACUUGAGGUGGGGUUUUUUUACUAUAAUGCACUGCUUCAGCCUGAUAAACAUACAGCAGGUCUAUUUACCUGCACACGCAUAUCACCAUUUAGCACUUACUGGAGCUUUUCAUGAACCAAUGAUGUCUGCUUUCAACCUUUCAGGCUGCAUACUGUCCCUACACCUACUGUACUAGCGUGUCACCCUCCUCAUCUCGUGGAUAACAUAAAGCCAAUAUUAGACACAUGCAUGAAUAAACAAGAUUUCGUUGAUUGGAGUUCAGCAGAUAUUAGUAAGACCAGAACUGCCACUGAUUUGAGGCGUGUUGGUUUUGAUUGUUGGGAGUUGUCUUAUCAGGAAAAAAAAACAGUGAAAUCCUCUUAACAGCAGUGAUCACCACUCUACAGAGUGAAUGUAACAUGAUUUGUCUCACCACUAAACACUUGGGGCUGCAGAAUACCAUUGAACAUUUAACAUUUGUCUGAAAGUAAAUGCAACAUGAA
Messenger RNA from Morone saxatilis (striped sea-bass), 4329 nucleotides. RefSeq names its product EMAP like 1 (gene eml1). Gene Ontology annotation, cellular component: mitotic spindle. NCBI's taxonomy places the organism in Eukaryota, Metazoa, Chordata, Actinopteri, Moronidae. Gene Ontology annotation, molecular function: microtubule binding. The record is from RefSeq and is a predicted model, not a curated record. Gene Ontology annotation, biological process: microtubule cytoskeleton organization.